CCUCCCCGGGCCGCCGCAGGCUGAGGUGCCCGCUCGCAAGGCCGCCUCCCUGCCCACGCCGGGCGCGGGCGCGCCCCCCGUGGAGGCGGCGGAGCUCGCCGCCGAGGCCCGCGCGGCGGAGGUGCUCGGCGCGCAGCCCGAGGGCCUCUUGGCCGAGGGCUGCCCAGCAGGGGUGCUCCGCAUGGAGUCGAUGGGGCCAACGGACAGCUUCGCCGACGCCGUGCCUCAGCGCAAGGCGAUCUCGGCGCCCGUGGAGCUCGGUCUGCCUCUCGAGAGCUCGAGGAUACUUCGCACCAAGGCCCGCCUGGCGACCCUGUUCGGCGAGAGCAGCACGGACGAGCUGGAGAGCCCCAAGGACGUGUGCAACCCUCGGAUCUCUGCCGACCAGAGCACGGAGUGCGACGGCGAGACCGAGCUCCAGGUGACAGCCAUGCGCUCGACCUACAGCAUGGCGCACACCUGGACCGACAGGAGCGCCGUCCCCGCCUACGGCCCCAGCCCGUCCUGGUCCACCUGCUCGGACUCUUCUCCCAGGGGCGGCGAUCCGUCCUGCGGCCUGCCGCUCGAGUACCUCGGCCCUGCGGGCGGCGGCGGCGGCCUCACGGGCGCCGCGGAGCCCGACGGCGAGACGCCCACGCCGUGCAUGACGCCCACGUGGUCGAUGCAGCAGGCGAUGAUGGCGGCGGCGGGCACCGGGCCGGCCCUGCCGGUGGGGCCCGUCGACCUCGCCGACCGCCUGCAGCGCGCGCUCUCCCUGCAGGGCGCUGCCGCGCCGCUCCCGCCGGCCACGGUCACCCUGCCGCUCGCGGCGCGCCCGCGCGCGGGCGACUUCGCCGCCGCCGCCGCGCUGAGUCCGUCGACCCCGCUGGCCCCGCCGGCCCCGCUGGCCCCGCCGGCUUCGCCUGCGGCGGCGGAGGCGCCGCCGCCGCCGGCGCGCCCCGCGCCGGGCGGCUUCGGCGCCCCGCCGGCCCCGCAGGCGCCGCCGGCCGCGCGGGCGGCCGCGGGGACGCCGCCGCCGCCGCCAGCGCACCCUCCGCGGGGCGUCUUCGGUGCCGCGGCGGCGGUGGAGCCCCUGGGCGGCCGUGGCGGUGCGGCGGGCCAGGCAGAGACGCCAUCUGGCGAUUCCGGCGCUGCGGCGGAGGCUGCAGUCCAGGUCCAGGAGCCCCCGCCGCCGCCCGCCUCGGAGGCGGGGGCGCAGACCGCGGACGAGGGGCAGGACGACUCGAAGCAGACGAUGCGGCAGCAGCUCCAGGAGCUGAGCGACAGAGACCACGGCUGCGUGGUCACGGUGCGCAGGAUCCAGCACCUCGGCUUCGGAGCUGGAGAGGUGCUCAGGGACUACUUCCAGGCGUUCGGUGCGGUGGAGACCGUGCUGAUACCGCGGUCGCACGUGCGCUCGAUCUUCCUGGUCUCGGGGCAGAAGAGGCGUCAGGCGACGGUCCGCGAGCGGCCCGCCCACCUGGGCUUCGUCGUCAUGGAGAGCGCGUCUGGCGUGGAGGCCGCCCUCGCGGCCGGCGCCGCCCACGCGAUCGGGGGCUCGGUGGUCAACCUGGAGCUCUUCGACGCUGCCCGCUGGAAGGCCAGCUCUGGCACGGACCAGAAGUGAGAUGUCGACGGCUGCCAGGGGAAGGCCAGCACCGCCCCGCCCCAGCGCGCCCCGAGAUCAGCCCCCUACCUGCAGAAGCUGCCACGGGCUCGUGGCCGCCCCGCGCGCUCGGCAGCUGUGUAUGAUAGCAGUGUGUGCAGGCGUGGCUCCCGGUGGCCGGGGCCCGGGACGGGCGCGGCGCCCCGGCAGGGCUUGCCGCCGGAGCUCGCGCGUCCCUUCCUGGCACGGGCCUCUGGCCCGCCUCCCGCCUCGCGCGGCGUGGUGCCGUUUAUGCCUCCUGGGCCUUCGCUUGACUCACUCCUCGCCACAUCCCUCCUGCCUCGUCUGUCCGCCCUCCUUCCUGCUUCUCCCUCCUCCCUCUUCCUCCUUCCUCCUCUGCACUGCCUCGUAGGUCCAGGGCUGCAGUGUGAGCAACGUGCUCCAUAUCCUCCGUGUGCUGUUUACGUCCCACACGCGUUGCCUUGGAUGCCACUGUGCUCGAGGCCUUUUUCAAGGGCUGAGACUUGGGUAAAGGCUCGACAUGAUCGCAGCUCCCCUCUCACCUCCCUCGUACCCCACCCCCUCUCGUGUAGGCGUGCCUGAAUCGAAUCACACCGCGGCCCAUGCGCGCGUAAGUCUGCCUUUCCUUCUCGCGCCUGCAGGCACGGCCGCGGGGGACAAAGGCUCGGCAGCUGCGUGCGUGGGCCCGCUGGCUUGCCGGAGGACACUUUGCGUACCUCCCGAGCUGCUCCGCCCACGCGUGCGCGAGCGCCAUCUGUAUACUCUGCGGGCGCCCCCCGCGCGACGGCUCGCGCAGGCCCGCUGGCGGCCCCCGGCCGCUGCCCGCGACAUCGGCCCUGGGCCGAUCCGAGGCGCGCGCCGCCUCGACGCGCGGGCGACGCUAGCGCGGGCGUUCGGGGCGGAGCGCGACGGUGGAUUUCUUUGAGCGGCGGGUGCAGCCCACCCCCACAGUAGUGCCCUUGCAUCCCCCCCCCUUCGGCCCAUCCCUGGCCGCGCUCGCUGGCCUCGCCCCGCUGGGGAUCCCUUUGGCCCCCUUUACUAUCCCCCCCCCCCUCGUCGUCCGACCCGAUGGAGGACCUCUCCGUCAGUUCCGACGCUGCCAUCUACAUUUCUUAGGAUCGAGCGGUUCACGCGAUGCCGUAGGCCUGAGCCCUUUGUCGUCGCGGCUACUGCAGCCCGCCGCGGUGACUUCCGCUACAGCGUGCCGCGGUCCUCCUCCUCCUUCCUCCAUCUCCUGCUGCUGCGGCUGCUUUUUCCUCACAGUCCAACCUUGCUCCUCUCCGUGGUGGUGCCCUCCCCUGCUGCUCCGCCCCCCCCCGCCAGGAGCGCCGAGGGGUGGGCGGGGCAUGUUCGUUUUAAGUCCUUGGCCCGGCGGGCUGCUCCUCCUCGUGCUGCU
Messenger RNA from Prorocentrum cordatum, 3002 nucleotides. Lineage: Eukaryota; Dinophyceae; Prorocentrales; Prorocentraceae. The record is from the annotation of a GenBank genome assembly.